Molecule: messenger RNA, 1841 nt
Organism: Hevea brasiliensis (rubber tree)
Lineage: Eukaryota; Viridiplantae; Streptophyta; Magnoliopsida; Malpighiales; Euphorbiaceae
Exons: 6
Coding region: 205-1743 (512 amino acids)
Source: RefSeq, a predicted model, not a curated record
GGCAGAGGUAGCCCCAGGACUGCACGUUCCUGUGUUCUCCAUUAUGAUUCGAAUUUACAAGGUAGACUUUGACUUAAGGACUCUCGAAUCCAUGAAUAAAAAUAAAAUUAACUUGUACCUAAAGUUAAUAUAAAUGUUAUAUUCAACACUACAGGGAUGGCCAUAGAAAUAAACUAGAGGUUUUGCAAGGAAGAGAGGGCAUUGAUGAAGAAGAAGAAGAAGAACAAUGAGAAAUCUGUCUACACUUUCAGGUUUGCCUCAGGGCUUCAUAGACAUUUCCUGAGGACACCUUGGCAACCACUAAAUAAGAGAAAUGCAAAUACUGUUUUGGUAGUCUUCUUUUUGCUCCUUUUUCUUGGCGCCUUGAUUGUUGUGGGUUGCUUUGACACUUACGCAAUGUUUGGGAGUCUUUUUUCUCAAAAAUCAUUCCCAGAGAAACAAGAAUUCCCACUUAAAUGUACUACAGGAAACCUUACACGGCAAACCUGUACAAAAGACUACCCAAGAAAACACAAUCCCGCCGCAAAUACAUCAAACGCUAGCUGCCCAUCAUACUUCCGAUGGAUCCAUGAAGAUCUACGGCCCUGGAGAGACACUGGAAUCACGAGGGAAAUGAUCGAACGGGCACGGAGGACAGCACAUUUUAGGCUUGUGAUUGUGGACGGAAAGGCAUACGUGGACAAGUAUAAGCAGUCGAUUCAGACCAGAGAUGCAUUUACUUUGUGGGGUAUAUUGCAGCUUAUGAGGUGGUAUCCUGGAAGAUUACCUGACUUAGAACUCAUGUUUGAUUGUGAUGAUAGGCCUGUAGUCCGGUCAAAGGACUUUCAGGGUCCAAAUUCCACCGGCCCACCACCUUUGUUUCGCUACUGUGCCGAUGGGCAGAGUUUGGAUAUUGUGUUCCCUGACUGGUCAUUUUGGGGCUGGGCUGAGACCAAUAUUAGGCCUUGGAAAAAUGUGUUGAAGGACAUAAAAGAAGGUAACAAGAGAACCAAAUGGAAGGAUAGGACACCUUACGCUUAUUGGAAAGGGAACCCAAACGUUGCUCCAACCAGAAAAGACCUUCUCAAAUGCAAUGUCUCGCACCAAAAUGACUGGAAUACUCGUCUAUAUAUUCAGGACUGGAAUCGUGAAUCUAAACAAGGGUAUAAACAAUCAAAUCUACAAGAUCAAUGCACCCACAGAUAUAAGAUCUAUAUAGAGGGAUGGGCCUGGUCUGUGAGCGAGAAAUACAUUCUAGCAUGUGAUUCCAUGACCUUGUACGUAAAGCCUCGCUACCAUGAUUUCUUCAUAAGAGGUAUGCUCCCAUUGCAGCACUACUGGCCUAUCAGGGACAAUUCCAAGUGCACCUCUCUCAAAUUUGCAGUAGAAUGGGGCAACAAUCACACUCAAGAGGUACAAGCAAUAGGAGAGGCUGCCAGCAACUUCAUACAAGAGGAUAUGAAGAUGGAUUAUAUAUAUGAUUACAUGUUUCAUCUGCUAAACGAAUAUGCAAAACUCUUGAAAUACAAACCAACAAUACCAGCAGAAGCAGUGGAGGUAUGUUCAGAAACAAUGGGCUGCCCAGCAAAUGGCACCUACAGGAAGUUCAUGUUGGAGUCUAUGGUGAUGUCUCCUAGCGAUAAAAAUCCAUGCACAUUGCCUCCUCCCUAUGAUCUCCGACAUUUUCUGGAUAGAAAAGCUAAAUCCAUUAAACAAGUGGAAAUGUGGGAAAAUGAGUAUUGGCACAACCUGAACAGGAAUUAGGCAGCAAUAAUAGAUUGUACCGAUAUAAUUUGAAAUUUUGAAUUCGAGUUUGAUGGAAAUUAAAUGAAAAAUAAAAAACUAAAAGUUAAUUAUUUUUA